Marmota monax (woodchuck) is the source of this 5702-nucleotide messenger RNA. RefSeq names its product ring finger protein 216 (gene Rnf216). The record is from RefSeq and is a predicted model, not a curated record. Bases 215 to 2983 code for a protein of 922 amino acids. Gene Ontology annotation, molecular function: zinc ion binding. The transcript has 17 exons. Lineage: Eukaryota; Metazoa; Chordata; Mammalia; Rodentia; Sciuridae.
GGUGACGCUGCGUAGGGGCCGGAAGGAGAGCAGCGGCGGCCUCGGCGGCGGCGACAGAGCUGUCGGCGGCCGCUUGUGGUGACUGAACGUCGCGGUGCGGAGGCCACCUAGUCCGUCUCACGAGCCGGCUGGUUGAGGGGCGACCACAACUUGGAACAGGUGUUUGGCAUGUUUAGAUACUAGAAAACACUUAUGUUUACGUCUGCAUUUGAAAAUGGCAGAAGGAAACAACAAUGAAGAAGUAAUUCACUUGAACAACUUUCACUGCCACCGGAGACAAGAUUGGAUCAAUCUCAGAGAUGGGCCCAUCACCAUAUCUGACUCCUCUGAUGAGGAAGGGAUUCCAAUGCUGGUCACCCCAGCUCCUCAGCAACAUGAGGAAGAAGACCUGGAUGAUGAUGUCAUCCUGACAGAGACAAAUAAACCUCAGACAUCACGACCCAAUCUCAUCAAACCAGCUGCCCAGUGGCAAGAUCUGAAAAGAUUGGGAGAAGAAAGACCUAAAAAGUCUAGAGCAGCCUUUGAAUCAGAUAAGCGCAGCUACUUUUCAAUGUGUAACUACUCAUUGUUUGAUUCUGGGACACAGGAUGAUUCUGAGGAUGACUACGGUGAAUUUCUGGAUCUUGGGCCUCCUGGUGUCUCUGAAUUCACUAAGCAAACUCACCAAACAAAAAGAGAGCCCAAACCUGGACCAAGUCAUAACCAAGGAGCAAAUGACAUCAACCCUAAAUCUGAACCAAAAAUUAUUAUCUUGGGAAAAAGCGGCCUUCUUUUCCCAGAAAAUGAUCCUUUGGAAGCUCAGAACCAGUCAUCUGAAGACUCAGAGACAGAGCUUUUAUCAAAUCUUGGAGAAUCAUCUGCUUUAGUAGAUGAUCAGGCCAUUGAAGAAGACUGUUGGAUAGACCAUCCUUACUUCCAGUCUCUAAACCAACAGCCCCGUGAGAGAACAAAUCAGGUUGUUCCCCAGGAGCGGCAGCCUGAAGCAGAACUGGGCCCCUUGUUAUUUCAACAUGAACUCCCAGGGCCAGCUUUUCCAAGACCAGAAGGCCAGCAGGAUGGGAUUCCAGGCUCUGCUUCUCCUCAGCCUGCCCAUCCUCUAGGAGAGCUUGAAGACCAACAGUUAGCGACUGAUGAUGAAGAGCCAGGGCCAGCCUUUCCCCUGCCAGGAUCUCAGGAGGCCAAAUUGGAAAACCUCUGGGGGCAAGAUACUGCUGAGGUAGAUCAAGACCUUGUUGCACUGUUAGUGAAAGAAACAGAAGCAAGAUUUCCAGAUGUAGCAAAUGGGUAUAUUGAAGAAAUAAUUCACUUGAAGAAUUAUUAUGAUUUGAAUGUACUUUGUAAUUUUCUUCUGGAAAAUCCAGAUUAUCCAAAGAGAGAAGAUAGAAUCAUUAUCAACCCCAGCAGCAGUCUGCUCGCCAGCCAGGAUGAUACAAAGUUGCCUAAAAUAGACUUUUUUGACUAUUCCAAAUUGACUCCUCUUGACCAGCGCUGCUUCAUCCAAGCUGCAGACCUCCUGAUGGCCGAUUUCAAAAUGCUCAGCAGUCAGGACAUUAAGUGGGCCCUGCAUGAGCUCAAAGGACACUAUGCAAUCACUCGAAAGGCCUUUUCUGAUGCCAUUAAAAAGUGGCAGGAGCUUUCACCAGAAACCAGUGGGAAAAGGAAAAAAAGAAAAGAAAUGAAUCAAUAUUCUUACAUAGAUUUCAAAUUUGAACAAGGUGACAUAAAAAUAGAAAAGAGGAUGUUCUUUCUGGAAAAUAAGCGGCGACAUUGUAGGUCCUAUGAUCGGCGUGCCCUCCUUCCAGCUGUCCAACAAGAGCAAGAGUUCUAUGAGCAGAAAAUCAAAGAGAUGGCAGAGCAUGAAGACUUUUUGCUUGCUCUGCAGAUGAAUGAAGAACAAUAUCAGAAGGAUGGCCAGCUAAUUGAGUGCCGCUGCUGCUAUGGGGAGUUUCCAUUCGAGGAGCUGACACAAUGUGCUGAUGCUCACUUGUUCUGCAAAGAAUGUCUCAUCAGAUAUGCCCAAGAGGCUGUCUUUGGAUCUGGAAAGUCAGAGCUCAGCUGCAUGGAAGGCAGCUGCACAUGUUCAUUCCCAACCAGUGAACUAGAGAAAGUGCUUCCCCAGACCAUCCUGUAUAAAUAUUAUGAGCGAAAAGCUGAAGAGGAAGUUGCUGCAGCCUAUGCUGAUGAGCUUGUCAGGUGCCCCUCCUGUAGCUUUCCUGCAUUGUUGGACAGUGAUGUGAAGAGGUUCAGCUGUCCUAAUCCUCGCUGCAGAAAGGAGACCUGUAGGAAGUGUCAGGGACUCUGGAAAGAACAUAAUGGCCUUACCUGUGAAGAGCUGGCUGAAAAGGAUGACAUCAAGUACCGAACAUCUAUUGAAGAAAAAAUGACUGCCGCCCGCAUUAGAAAAUGCCACAAAUGUGGAACUGGCCUCAUCAAAUCAGAAGGCUGCAACCGCAUGUCUUGCCGCUGUGGUGCCCAAAUGUGCUACCUCUGUCGAGUGUCUAUCAAUGGAUAUGACCAUUUCUGCCAGCAUCCUCGUUCGCCAGGAGCCCCUUGCCAAGAGUGUUCAAGAUGUUCCCUCUGGACCGACCCCACUGAAGAUGAUGAGAAGCUAAUCGAGGAAAUACAGAAGGAGGCUGAGGAGGAGCAGAAAAGAAAGAAUGGAGAGAACACCUUCAAACGCAUUGGGCCUCCGCUGGAGAAGCCCCCUGAGAAGGUACAGAGGAUGGAAGCCCUCCCGCGGCCUGUCCCACAGAACCUGCACCCACCACAGAUGCCACCCUAUGCCUUUGUGCACCCGCCCUUCCCCCUGCCACCUGUCCGGCCUGUGUUUAACAACUUCCCUCUCAACAUGGGCCCUGUCCCGGCACCCUAUGUGCCCCCUUUGCCUAAUGUGCGGGUCAACUAUGACUUCGGUCCUGUGCAUGUGCCCCUGGAGCACAAUCUGCCCAUGCACUUUGGCCCCCAGCCACGGCAUCGCUUCUGACAGCUGGAGCCCUGGCCAGCCCCACUGAACCUGUGCCAGUUGUGGGUAUAGGGCAGAGAACCCCCUGCCCCAGGCCAGGCUCCACCUUCAACCCUCUAAGUAGGGGUGGUGAGUCAGCUUUUGAGGGUGGGCUGGUUUACCUCGUACUCCUCCCUUGGGAAGAGUCACUGCUUCUCAAAGUCUGGUGUCCUCUGGGUGCCUGUAAGGGAACUGGCCUGGCUCUUGCUGGUCAGUCUCCUCGCUAGUUCUGCCAUUUUGGCAACCAACACAGGGGCUCUGGCUCUACUCUUAUCACUCAAGCCCCUGCCGGAGGAGACAGGUGGAGCUCAUUUGUCCUGUUCCUAAGAGAAUCCCACACAGUUAAGAACUUUGCAGACCCUCUUGGCCACAGUGUAGUCAGGUCCAUAAUAAAAAUUAAGCAGCAAAUAGUGGCAUUGGAAGAGAACUGAGACAUCUGCAUGGCCACCCUCACUAAGGCCCUUCAAGAGUGGCCGUUGUGCCCAUGCCAUGGCACAUCCACAGUUCAGGGAUAUGGGUCCCCUGCUGUCCUAUGCACUUGUGCUUCACCUGGGAGCCAAGUCCUGGGGCACAAGGCAGCUGUGAUCAUCUCCCUUGAGACUCCCAAGAGUCCUGUGUCUGGGACCGCCUGCCCCUCACAGAGGUUCAUAGUUGGUCCCAGUGAAAAGAUAGUGGGGGCUGUGGGUCACAGCCCCUUGGACAUUGCUGCAGUGCCAUGAGGGGCAAAACGCUGUCCCUCCCAGUCCAGAACCCAGUGUUCCCACAGUGCCCCUUCAGGCCCUUUCCCCCUCCCUCCCUCCCUUCCAAGGCCCUCUCAGGUCAGGCAACCACAGAGAACUGUCCCUCACUGUGGGUUUGGUUUUGUUUAUCUGAGCAUUUCCUCCUGUUCACAUAUUUUGAACUGAAGAAUUUUCCAUGGCUUGGUAUCUUUUUCUCAUUCUCUGGAAAGUCAGGCUGAAAUUGGCCACUCUGCGCCAGGUGGCUACCAAGGUUGAACAGUCCUGACACUAACCAAACAAAAUCCUUUUCCAUUAGCCAUCACAGAGGCCACCCAGACAGCCCAGUUCUGGGAGACAUCACAAACACCCAGCAGGUGAUGAACAGCUUUCCUUCUAAGGUGUUUUUGAGGGCUUCCCUGGGGUGUAGAUGACUCUGUGGAGCCGUGUAUAUUGUCACAGCCGACCUCCCUCCCUCCUCUGUGUUCUCUCAGUAGUCAGUGAUGGAGGCUGGUAGAGGGUGAGGUGCUGGCACCAGGCACAGGGACAGCUGCCCUUCUCUGGGGUUGAGUCAGCUCUGGGCCUCUGUGUGGGGUCUUGCGAAGGCUCCGGCCCACUUGCCAAGCAGAGGCCCAAAGCUUCUGACUGCAAAGCUGGGAUUGAGCCCUCCUGACAGCAGACAUCUCUUUCUCAUCCUGUGUUGGCCAUCCUUGUCCUUGUUAUGUGGCUGUGGGGUUCCAGGGGGUACAAAGCACACAGAGUUCAGGGGUGGAAAGCCCUGAGAGCAAGCAGUGCCACCACUCUCUUGCUGCCAUCAGCUUCUCAGGUGUCUUUGAAGGAUUCAGGUCUACUUGAUACAUUCUUUCUGCCUUUGCUCAGGAUGAAAGUUUUGAAGACAGGUGGUCACCUGGACAUGGGGUGGGGCGCAUGGGGAGGUGGCUCGGGAGCCUCCCAGUGAGCUGCCUGAACUUACUUCUAUCCUGAAUGACAGUGCCUUGGAAAGGUGGGCUGCUCACCACAGUGACAGGAUCCUCUAAGUACCUUAGACACAAACUCAUGUUCUCUGCACCUCCCCUGAAGUAGAGAAGGCAGCACACAGCCCACAGAUGGGAGGAAGCCCUGGCACUGCCCCUCUGGGGCCUCUCAAGCUGUCCCUGUGGGCUGUGAGCCUGUUUAAAUUCUGUUUAAACUACUGUGUGUAAAAAACCUGUUUCCAGCUGUGUGCCCCCACCACAUAGCUCCAUCAAGGGGCUAAGGCUGAGACAGGAUGAGGAAACUGGCCAUUUCUGUGGCAGCUGCAAGGACAGUCAGUGCAGUGCAGGUGGUGCCCAAACUAGAGAGAGAGUGGGGGAUCAGAGUGACGUUCUGCCUACGGCCAAAGCCAAGAAUGUCCCCUUGCAGAUGAGUACUAGCUUCUGUGGCCACACUUUGCUUCAGGAGAGGGAACUGCUGCAUCCCCGUCAAGGGCAUCUGGUUCCACAUCAUGCUCCCCGAGCCGGGCUGCAGACUAGCACCAGAACCAAACGUCCAAGAGUGACCACCUCAGCUCUCCAGGUACCUCAGUGUCCAGGCAGACGAGGAAGGUGAGGAGUUGCACCCAUGCCAGGGCCAGAGCCCAAGAAUCAGCCCCUGUCUCAUCAAACGGGCAUUUUCAAUGCAGCUGACACCUUACCCUCUGGGACACAGGGUUGCUUCCUGGGGGCAAGAGACUGCCUGGCCACUGUCCCAAUCUAUUUGCCUUAAAACUGGAGAGAGGAAUCUAGUAUUUGCACUUAGCAAAAGAUUUAAAACUGAAGGAAAAAAUGUGCAUGAUCUGUUACUUUGUACAAAAAUAGCAAAAAAAAAAAAAAUUUAAAUAGUUAAAUGUUUUUAUUUACCUUCUGGUAGUAAAGAUAGAUAAGAUAAUUCUGUUUAAACUACUGUGUGUAAAAAACCUGUAUCAUAUGUAACUUGAAUUUUUUGUAAAUAAAUGUUUGUGCACUCUA